This is a messenger RNA of Aspergillus fijiensis CBS 313.89, 207 nucleotides long. RefSeq lists its product as uncharacterized. The coding region runs from base 37 to 207 and encodes 56 amino acids. Gene Ontology annotation, cellular component: mitochondrion. Lineage: Eukaryota; Fungi; Ascomycota; Eurotiomycetes; Eurotiales; Aspergillaceae. The transcript is spliced from 2 exons. Gene Ontology annotation, biological process: mitochondrial respiratory chain complex I assembly. The record is from RefSeq and is a predicted model, not a curated record.
CUGUCAAGUGCCAGGCUGUAAGAGAAUAAUAAGCAAAUGCCUUCAACAAGGACAAGACCUAUCGAAAAGUUUGCCAAGGCCACGGCCAAAUGCUCUGCAGAGGCGGCUGCAUAUGGCAAAUGUGUUGUUGCUGACUAUAAUGCGGUACACAAAGACAUGUGUGCCAGAGAAUUUAUGAAGCUCAAAGACUGUUUUCUGGUAGAGUGA